Hevea brasiliensis (rubber tree) is the source of this 2639-nucleotide messenger RNA. RefSeq names its product golgin candidate 2-like. The record is from RefSeq and is a predicted model, not a curated record. Gene Ontology annotation, cellular component: Golgi cisterna; Golgi membrane. The transcript is spliced from 10 exons. Gene Ontology annotation, biological process: retrograde transport, vesicle recycling within Golgi; Golgi organization. The coding region runs from base 387 to 2468 and encodes 693 amino acids. Lineage: Eukaryota; Viridiplantae; Streptophyta; Magnoliopsida; Malpighiales; Euphorbiaceae.
GCAUGGAAUAGCAGACUUUCUCUGCACUUGCAGGAUGAUAGAAAUCGAGGGCACUUGCAGCAAAAUCCAAGAAGGACGCAUUUCCUUCAUCACAGACAAACCAGAAUCUGCCAACCAGACACAAACCCUUAUCAUCAGUCAUCACCGGUGUGCUAACUGCUUCAACCAAAAGGCCACAGCAAAAAAUGGCGCGUACCUGUCAUGUUAACAUUCACAAGCUACCUUCUUCUUCUUCUUCUUCUUCUCCUUCUUCAUGAUCCCUCUCCUUGGUUGCUGCUCUCUUCCUUCUCUGCAACGCAUUCUCUCAUCGGUUUUUGCUAAAAUGUGCUAUAUGCGUAUCGAGCAGUGACGAAUUCUGAUCUUUCAGAAUACGAGAGCAAAAAUAAAUGGCGAAUUGGAUCUCCUCGAAACUCAAAGUCGCUGAGACCUUCUUCGAACAGAUAGAUCAGCAAGCGGCUGAAUCGUUGAAGAAGAACGAGGAUCCGUCGCGAUAUGAGGAUAAAAAAUUUCAUGUCCCUUCAAGAACAGCAGGAGGAGGAGGAGGAGGUGCUGGUGGAACGGUGUCGUUGAAGGACCAGUUGAAGAAGAAAACAGCUCAUGAAACCAACAAUGGUAAUAGCCAUAAGUAUUUUGGAAAAUCGAGUACUGAUCCUAAUGUUAAGAAUCUAAGUGAUUUUAGUAACGUUAGUAGUAAGAGCAAUGGAGGAGGUAAAGAGAUUGCAAAUGCCCCAAAAUCUUCUCCGAAGCCUAGGCCUACACUUACUGAUAGUGACUGGACUGAGCUCCUUAGUACUCCAACUCAGGCUACACCUUCAUCCUCUUCAAAUUGCCGUAAUGAGGUAUCUGCGAUUCGAGGGUUGAGGAAGUAUGGUGGUAGGAAGCAAGGGAGUUCUGGCUCAACUUUGACAGUGCUAGAGAGUGGAGGAGUUAAGUCCAAGAAGAGAUUUGAUAUUUCAUUUGGAACUAGGUUAAAUGUGAAACCUAGUGAUGAGGAAGAGUCUACGUCUUCUGCAAGGUCUUCGAGUGUUGAUUUGCAGAGUGAUGGUAAGAUUUUGGAUAGGGGAGAGCUGGAUCAUAAGGACAUUGGUGCUAAUCAGCAGAGAAAUCAGGGAAAUGAGAAAAAUGGUAAGCUUUUUGAAUCCAAGGAUAUGUCUGAGGAUAAUCUUUUACCAGUGGGAAUUAAGAGUCAUUCUCUGGAAAUGCCAUCAGUGUCGGAGAGAGUUGGUGGUGUAUCUGAUGUAAAGAAAGGAAUGAGCAAUGUUUAUGAUAGGCUUAGAAGUACUGUAAGGGGGAAGCAUCGAUCUGGUGCUGCAUCUAGAAGUUCUGCUUCUGAUGAUUUGAAGAAAGGUUUUUCAACAAGUGAUGAAGGGUCUGAUUCAGACAGUGAUUCAGUGUCAACAUCUGACUCGGAGAAUGAACAAGAGAGGGAGAUGAGAGAGAAGAUUUUGGCUGAGAAAGCAGCAGCUAAAGCUGUGGAGGCCAUCAAAGAGCGGGAGAAUAUGGUUGCCAGAUUGGAAGGAGAGAAACAGAGCUUGGAGAAAAUACUCGAAGAACGAGCAAAGCAGCAAGCAGAGGAGGCUUCAGAGCUUCAGACAACCAUGAUGGAAACAAUGGAGGCUGUUGAAUUGGAAAAGCAGAAACAUAACAAUACAAGAAUGGAAGCCCUAGCUCGCUUGGCUAAACUGGAGACUGCAAAUGCUGAUCUUGCAAGAUCCCUUGCUACUGCACAGAAGAAUCUUGAGAUGGAGAUUAAUCGGGUUGCAGAACUUAGGCAACAACUUGAGUUUAAAGAACUGGCUCCUGAAGAACUCAGAAGGAAGGUCUUCAAGACUCACCAAACUGGGACAUAUCUAAACCAUGCAGCAGCGUCUAAAGGACUUGAAUUUGAAAGGGAUGUACUUGAAGCAGAAUACUCCUUUCUGAAUGAUAAAAUUGGAAGAUUGGAAGAUAAGGCAAAGAAGCUGGAAGCAAAUAUUGAAAUGACAAGGAAGGAUUUAGAGGAACCGACGGAAGUGGAAAUUGAGGUUAAGAGAAGGCUUGCUCAGUUGACUGACCAUUUAAUUCAGAAACAAGCCCAGGUUGAGGCUCUCUCCUCGGAGAAGGCAACCCUUUUAUUCAGAAUUGAGGCAGUUUCAAGGUUGCUUGACGAAAAUAGGUCAAUUUCAAAGGAUAUGGAAUCAGGGACAUGGGAGAUCCCAAAUUCAAAGUCGAGGCCUUUAUUGGAGGACAAAAUUCGAUUGGGAAGUGCACACUUAGGAUCACUACUUCAGCAGUUGGAUGCAAUUUUCGCGGCCAGUGCUGUGUUCGUAAGGAGAAAUCCAACGGCGAAAUUGUGGUCUCUGGUUUACCUUGUAUGCCUACACUUUUGGGUCAUUUACAUUCUUUUGACACAUUCACAAGCAUCAAAUGAGGGCAGAUCUGGAGCUAUUAUAUCCUUGGAAAACAUCAACAAUACUGCAGAUGUAUAGUGUGUCUUCGGGCAACUACUUUAACCUAGACCUUAUAUAAAAAGCAAGCCUAGCAGCCUUUUACAUUCAAAUAUUUGUAUCCAGGUCCGUGCAUUUGUUAUUUCAAUUAUGUGUAUACCUAAAUUGACUUUACACGAAUCUUAAUAUAAAUAUUUGAUCUAAAAAUUAAUA